This is a messenger RNA of Cuscuta europaea, 2809 nucleotides long. Lineage: Eukaryota; Viridiplantae; Streptophyta; Magnoliopsida; Solanales; Convolvulaceae. The record is from the annotation of a GenBank genome assembly.
AGAACACUCGCUUGAAAUCAGAGUGGACCGCCGCUCCUUGUAGUUGCAUCUCCACCGUCCACUGCUGCUCCCACGCCACAAUCACCUGAUCUGAUAACCAUACGGCAACAUUUCUCACGCCUCUCUUCAUCCAUAUCAAGGAACUGAGAGAGAAGAAAAGAGAAAGAAUGAAGAGAAACGAAAGGGGAGAAAAGAGAAAGAAAAGGAAGGGACGGAAGGGAUGAAAGGGGCGUAGGGGGAGAUGGGAGAAAAAGGGGGUAAAAUUAAUUGUGAAAUGGUAAAUGUAAAAAUAGUAUUUAUAGUGUGUAUAAGUGCGUAAGAGUAGUGUGUACCCAAAGCAUAUUUGAUUUCCAACUUAACUUAUCGAUACAACAGGGGAGCUCCACCGCUACUAGCUUUCACUAAGAAAUUGGAGACUGAAAUUCUUUAAAAAUCCAUAGACUUCUGUGAUAUAGAAUUCCACAGGAUUCUACAACAAUCGAAUGGAGUCUAUGGAUAUCUAUUAUUAUUCGUAGAAUUUAAUCUAUGGUGAAGUCCUGACUCCUGAAGCAAGAAGCUUCCGAGUAUAGGAGUGUUGUUUUGGACGGAGUCUUUGGAGAUCGCUUAAUUCCAUCCCCCGUAGCUAGAAGGAAGAGCCAACACACAACUCUUUUCACAUUUGCAGUAAUCAAGCAUUCAGAAUAUGGCAAUUGACCGUCUGAUUUUAGGGGCAGGCCAAGAGGUGGGGAAGAGUUGCGUGGUGGUGACUAUGAAUGGAAAGAGGAUAAUGUUUGACUGUGGCAUGCACAUGGGCUUUUUGGAUCGUCGCCGCUAUCCCGAUUUCUCUCUUAUCUCUCAUUCUGCCACUUGGAUCAUAUAGGAGCUCUUCCAUAUUUCACUGAAGUUUGUGGGUAUAAUGGUCCCAUAUACAUGACGUACCCCACAAAAGCCCUGGGUCCGCUAAUGCUUGAAGAUUACCGGAAAGUAAUGGUUGAUAGGAGGGGAGAAGAAGAGCAAUUUACUGCAGAACACAUUGUGGAAUGCAUGAAUAAAGUUAUAGCAGUGGAUCUGAAGCAGACUGUGCAGGUCGACGACAAUCUACAGAUUCGAGCAUACUAUGCGGGGCAUGUCCUUGGAGCAGCAAUGUUCUAUGCUAAGGUGGGAGAUGCCACUAUGGUAUAUACAGGGGACUACAACAUGACACCUGAUAGACAUCUUGGGUCUGCCCAAAUUGACCGUCUGCCGUUGGACCUUGUUAUAACUGAGUCAACUUAUGCAAAUACUUUCCGUGAUUCAAAGUAUGCUCGUGAAAGAGAGUUUCUGCAAGCUGUUCACAACUGUGUUAAUGCUGGGGGAAGGUGCUAAUUCCUACAUUUGCCCUGGGCAGAGCUCAGGAAAUAUGUAUGCUGCUGGAUGACUAUUGGGAGCGUAUGAAUCUUCAAGUUCCUAUAUAUUUUUCUGCAGGAUUGACUGUCCAAGCUAAUAUGUAUUACAAGAUGCUCAUUAACUGGACCAGCCAAAAGGUGAAAAGCACAUCCACCAUAUGCAAUCCAUUUGAUUUUAAAAAUGUAUGCAGUUUUGAUCGAUCAUUAGUUAAUGCUUCUGGGCCUUGUGUACUCUUUGCAACUCCGGGAAUGAUAAGUGGAGGGUUCUCACUUGAAGUUUUUAAGCAGUGGGCUCCAUGUGAAGAUAACCUCAUUACUCUUCCUGGAUAUUGUGUAGCCGGGACCAUAGGGCAUCAAUUGAUGUCAGCGAAAACACCCACCAGAAUCAGAAUGGAAGGAGGGACCCACAUUGACGUGCGCUGUCAGAUCCACCAGCUGUCUUUCAGCCCACACACUGAUGCCAAGGGAAUUAUGGACUUGGUUAAAUUUCUUUCACCCAAACAUGUCAUACUUGUACAUGGUGAGAAACCAAAGAUGGCAUUACUGAAGGAGAGGAUCCAAACGGACUUACAAAUCCAGUGUUACGAUCCUGCAAAUAAUGAGACUGUGUGUAUUCCUUCAACUCAUUACAUACAAGUGGAUGCCACAGAUACCUUUGUCAAAAGUGUGGUAACCCCAAAUUUCAAGUUUCUAAAUAGCAGUUCAAAAACAGAUUCUAGUCUAAAUGGAAUCGAUCCGAGGCUCAAUCAUGUGUUACAAGUAUGUGAUGACAGAGUCGGCCAAGGGGUACUAGUUAUGCAGACCAACCAGAAACCAAAGGUUGUACAUGAGAACGAGAUGAGAGCAAUGCUCGAAUUAGAAAGCUAUGAAGUGAGAUUCGCUUACUGUUUUCCUGUGGAGCUGUCUUUUUCUGAGGAUAACACCAACCAAAGCUACGCCGACUUACAUGUUUGGCUUCAGUUAUUGUAUGCAAAACUUGCAGGAGGACUCGAAGAUUUGAUCAUUGUGAACAACAGGGAACAUCUUCGCGUAGAGUCAUUUGUUAUUGUUGUUUGCUUGAAGGAAAAGUGCUCUCACAGAGUCGAUAGUGGCAAUGCCCAGUGCACAUCUAAGUCGGUGCAUUUUUGCUGCAGUUGGUCAUUGGUGGAUGAGAAGCUUGCUUGGAGAAUCAUCUCCUUGAUGAAAAAUCUGGAGCUGAUAACUGCCCAAGUUGGUUUUAAAAAUAGAGUAUGAUUAUUGAUUUGUUGUUCUAAAUAUAUCCCCAACCAUCUGGUGAAUAGGAAUUCUUUGUUGUACUAUCUCCAGAUAAUAAGUUUACAAUUCUUUCUUUAAUUGCUUGGAGAAUCAUCUAUCUGCUUGUUGUCUAAUUCUUUUUAUUAUACACUAUAAACACAGAGUAUGAUUAUUGAUUUGUAUCGCGUGGGCUGUGUGUUCCUCUUUGAUUA